This is a messenger RNA of Ceraceosorus guamensis, 2367 nucleotides long. RefSeq lists its product as hypothetical. Lineage: Eukaryota; Fungi; Basidiomycota; Exobasidiomycetes; Ceraceosorales; Ceraceosoraceae. The transcript is spliced from 3 exons. Gene Ontology annotation, molecular function: protein binding. The record is from RefSeq and is a predicted model, not a curated record. Bases 143 to 2101 code for a protein of 652 amino acids.
CAGAGUGUUGCUAGCAACGGCCAAGCAGGUCUUGCAGUACAUAGUGCAAUGCGAGUGUAUAUCGCCUAGGGAGAGCAACCGCAGAGCUCGCGGGGAUGGUUGGGUACGGACAGCGGACUUGUGCUACGCUCUGAAGCUGGCAAUGCCUUGGGCUGGACCUCGCACCCUCGUUCACAACGGGCGACCGGACGACCUCAAUCUGAGGUGGGCAGCACAGUCACUUUGCUUGUGGAGCAAGAUCCUCCAGAAGGGCUACAGCCCGACAUACAAUCUGAGCAUCAAGGAGGCUGUCCGCUUUGCCGCUAACGCUGUUCGAGCCAGGCCAGACGACGCGGAGUGCCUGAAGCAGCUUAUGCGUGCCCUACUUGGCGCACAAGAUCCUCUCGUGUCUCGACACCAUCUAGCGCAGGUUGAAGACGCAGCAUUGGCCAGCGAGGAUAGCACGGUGUCAGCUUUGCUGCUCGCUCUGCGAGGCCAGCUUGAUGGUGGACCCAUCACCAAUCUGCCGUCGGAAAUACUUUUGCAGAUCUUGCAGCAAUUGCCUACGACAUUCCUGUGCGAAGUUGCUUGCUGCAACCGUUUUUGGCACCAGGUCGCGAGCACCACGUGCCUCUGGCAGCACGUUUCCAUCUCGGCAGGAAAUCAGCGGAGGGCUUUGAGCGUUGCUGGCUGGACGGGGUGGUCAGAGCCUCGCCCACAAAGCUGCACAGCCAAAGUCCAGCCUGUCACCCUGGAUUUUGAGGACUCGCGGCUUCAGAAAUGCCCACUUGGGCGGCAUUCUCUCGAUGCAAUGCGAGCGCGAUCAGGCGAUGCGAGUCUCCAGCGUUUGUUUUACACGGAGCCGACCAGCCUUCAUGCUGCAGGGCUGAGGGCCUACGCAUCGCGCUGGCAUGGUCACAUCGCUACUUUGAGGCCAGACCUUAGCGCGACGAGGUACGGGCUUGACAGUCUGGUGGCCACGGACGAUGAGACCACGGACGUAUUUGGUGGGACAAACAACUGGUUGGCACUUGUCGUCAGCCAUGACAUCAGCAAGCGCCUGCUCAACGUGUGCGUGAGAGCAGAGAGCGCAAGACACGUGGAGCAUCUCUGGCAAGUCUUGCAACCAUUGGCCAGCAGCGCUGGUGCGCUGAGUGUCCUGUUCAUGAAGCCGCUUUUCUCUACACAAUGGAUCUCCUCCGAAGGACCAGCGCUUGGAGACUUGGCUUUCAAGAAUCUGCACACGUUGGUCCUCAAAGUUGCCGACAACUCUGACAGCUCCACUUCAGUGCCCACAUUGUCAGAUGAGGCCAUUGGAGCAAUGCCACUCCUUGAGCUGCCAGCUUUGCAGACUCUGGUGCUCGAUUGGUCCUUUCUGCGGUGUAUCAGCUGGCCAUCUUUUGCCAUGCUCAAGGAAAUUCACAUCCUGGCAUGCGUGGACAAGCCAGGCCAGGUGCCCAUCAUGGUAGAGGCUCUGAAGUCCGCAAAGACUGCCGCUGCAAUCCGGCUCGCGCUCAACAGGGUGGAAGUGCUGGAGAGCCUUUUUAGCAACGCCUCGAUUUUGCCAAGUCUCGUCGACCUGGACGUCGACUUUCGGGGCACGGAGGAGGUCGAUGGUCAACACCCUGGCACCUUGUGGCACGAUGGCGAGGAUGAGGUCCAGAUCGGUCGCGCAGAGCACGCUGUCGUCAGACUUUGUGCCGUCAGACUCGCAGCAUCGAGGUCUGCGCCCGCGCACGUCAUCGACUUUCUCACUGGUGCAGAGCACCCCUUCCCGGUUCCCCACACCUUCGACGUCCUGAGUGCUGCUUCUCGCGAAGGUGAUCAGUCGCUUGUGGAACAGCCAGUCGAGCUCGACCGACUUUCAAAAGAGACGGAGACAAUUGACGAGGAGAUUGCCGCGCUUGCGUGGCAUUACAUCAAGUCACGACCCUGUCAUCUUGAUCAAGUCGAUCACUGCCUACUGAGCGCAGUCGAUGAACCGGUCCCAACGCGAGCCGUGCAUUGUCUGACGAUCACAUCGCCACUGUCACACUGCCCAUUGCAUUUGGCACUCUGGCUUGACAAGCACCUACGUGUGCGCCGCGUGCUCGACAUCGUGGAUUUCAUGCCUUGGUGCUGAAGGAGUCUUUCAGCCUUCGCAGCUGGACAAGCCGAGGUUUCACACGCCAGUAGCUUAGGUGCGAAGAUGCCAUCUAAAGCGGUCAAUCGCAACUUUGUCAGCCCUUUUGAUUCCGAACUUCUCGCUGCUGCCGACGAAGGACUCGGCGCGAAGAAGUUGACUCCGUCCUGUCUCCCUCACGAGCGUAGCCUCCAGCGUCACCUUUCAGAUCGUCCACCUCACUUCGUCGGCGACCCUGCCACGUUUACAGUGACCCGCAAUUAUAC